Molecule: messenger RNA, 3905 nt
Organism: Octodon degus (degu)
Lineage: Eukaryota; Metazoa; Chordata; Mammalia; Rodentia; Octodontidae
Gene: Sv2a
Product: synaptic vesicle glycoprotein 2A
Exons: 13
Coding region: 378-2606 (742 amino acids)
Biological process (GO): transmembrane transport; chemical synaptic transmission
Cellular component (GO): membrane
Molecular function (GO): transmembrane transporter activity
Source: RefSeq, a predicted model, not a curated record
CCCGGUACCCGGAGCAGUCGCCGCCGCCUCAGCCCUGCGGCCGGACCCCCGCCCUCACCCUGUACUCCCUGCCCGGGGAACCCAGCCCAGGUGUCCAGAGGUUCCUGGAAGAGACAGAAGAAGCCUUGGCUGUGUUAUCCUGGCUCCCCCUUCCCUACCCUUCCCCUGGUUCCCAUCCCCGUCCCUGCUCACUGUGUGGAACUGGGUAUAAAUCAGACAUCCUCUUCUUCCUUCCCACUCCUAGACACUCACUGGCCAGGUCCUAUUUCCUUUUACUUUGAGCCCAAAGACCCUGGAACAUAAUUUCACCCUGAGCAAAAAGCUGAAAGGAACAGAGAGUGAAGCAGCAGAUCUGGGGAAGUGUUCCACGCCCCAUCAUGGAAGAGGGCUUCCGAGACCGGGCUGCUUUCAUCCGUGGGGCCAAAGACAUUGCCAAGGAAGUCAAAAAACAUGCGACCAAGAAGGUGGCGAAAGGCCUGGACAGAGUCCAGGAUGAGUACUCCCGGAGAUCCUACUCCCGCUUUGAGGAGGAGGAUGAUGAGGAUGACUACCCUGCCCCUGCGGACGGCUAUUACCGUGGGGAGGGGGCUCAGGACGAAGAGGAAGGGGGUGCGUCCAGCGAUGCCACCGAGGGCCACGACGAGGAUGAUGAGAUCUAUGAGGGCGAAUAUCAGGGUAUCCCCCGGGCAGAGUCUGGGGGCAAAGGCGAGCGGAUGGCAGAUGGGGCAGCCCUGGCUGGCAUGAGAGGGGGCUUGAGCGAUGGGGAAGGCCCUCCUGGGGGCCGGGGGGAGGCCCAGCGGCGGAAAGAACGUGAAGAACUGGCCCAGCAGUAUGAAACUAUCUUACGGGAGUGCGGCCAUGGCCGCUUUCAGUGGACACUCUACUUUGUGCUUGGCCUGGCACUAAUGGCUGAUGGUGUUGAGGUCUUCGUGGUGGGCUUCGUGCUGCCCAGUGCUGAGAAGGACAUGUGCUUGUCCGACUCCAACAAGGGCAUGCUGGGCCUCAUUGUCUACCUGGGCAUGAUGGUGGGAGCCUUCCUCUGGGGGGGUCUGGCUGAUCGGCUGGGUCGAAGACAAUGUCUGCUCAUCUCGCUCUCAGUCAACAGCGUCUUCGCCUUCUUCUCGUCCUUCGUCCAGGGUUAUGGCACUUUCCUCUUCUGUCGCCUCCUUUCUGGGGUUGGGAUUGGGGGGUCCAUCCCCAUCGUCUUCUCCUAUUUCUCGGAGUUUCUGGCUCAGGAGAAGCGUGGGGAGCACUUGAGCUGGCUCUGCAUGUUCUGGAUGAUCGGUGGAGUGUACGCAGCUGCUAUGGCCUGGGCCAUCAUUCCCCACUAUGGCUGGAGUUUUCAGAUGGGCUCUGCUUACCAGUUCCAUAGCUGGAGGGUCUUUGUCCUCGUUUGCGCCUUUCCCUCUGUGUUUGCCAUUGGGGCUCUGACGACGCAGCCUGAGAGUCCCCGCUUCUUCCUGGAGAACGGGAAGCAUGACGAAGCCUGGAUGGUGCUGAAGCAGGUGCAUGACACCAACAUGCGAGCCAAGGGACAUCCAGAACGAGUAUUCUCAGUGACUCACAUUAAGACAAUUCAUCAGGAGGACGAACUGAUCGAGAUCCAGUCAGACACAGGGACCUGGUACCAGCGCUGGGGGGUCCGGGCUUUGAGCCUGGGGGGACAGGUCUGGGGGAACUUUCUCUCCUGCUUCGGUCCAGAAUAUCGACGCAUCACUCUCAUGAUGAUGGGCGUAUGGUUCACCAUGUCCUUCAGCUACUACGGCCUGACCGUCUGGUUUCCCGACAUGAUCCGCCAUCUGCAGGCUGUGGACUAUGCCGCCCGCACCAAAGUGUUUCCUGGGGAGCGCGUAGAGCACGUGACUUUCAACUUCACACUGGAAAAUCAGAUCCACCGAGGCGGGCAGUACUUCAAUGACAAGUUCAUUGGGUUGCGUCUGAAGUCGGUGUCCUUUGAAGACUCCCUCUUUGAGGAGUGCUACUUCGAGGACGUCACAUCCAGCAACACAUUCUUCCGCAACUGCACGUUCGUCAACACUGUGUUCUAUAACACUGACCUGUUUGAGUACAAGUUUGUGAACAGCCGUCUGGUGAACAGCACGUUCUUGCACAACAAGGAGGGCUGCCAGCUUGAUGUGACGGGCACGGGAGAGGGCGCUUACAUGGUGUACUUCGUCAGCUUCCUGGGGACACUGGCUGUGCUUCCGGGGAAUAUUGUGUCUGCACUGCUCAUGGACAAGAUUGGCAGGCUCAGGAUGCUUGCUGGCUCCAGCGUGAUGUCCUGUGUCUCCUGCUUCUUCCUAUCUUUUGGGAACAGCGAGUCGGCCAUGAUUGCACUGCUCUGCCUUUUUGGUGGGGUCAGCAUCGCCUCCUGGAACGCGCUGGAUGUGCUGACUGUUGAACUCUACCCUUCAGACAAGAGGACCACUGCCUUUGGCUUCCUGAAUGCCCUGUGCAAGCUGGCUGCUGUGCUGGGGAUCAGCAUCUUCACAUCCUUUGUGGGGAUCACCAAGGCCGCCCCCAUUCUCUUUGCCUCAGCUGCCCUUGCCCUUGGCAGUUCUCUGGCCCUGAAGCUGCCUGAGACCCGGGGGCAGGUGCUGCAGUGAGGGGCUCUCCGGGGGUUUUGGGGAUGGCAGGCUCACUGUGAGACCAACGCUCCUUCUCUCCCCUCCCUGCCCUGCCACCCCGGCCCCUAGAGCCCUCACUCCCUACUCCUUUGGUGUCUUAGCCGUGUGUGCGUGUGUGUGUGCAUGUGUGACCCCAUGGGCAGGGCCUAUAGGGAAGGCUCUUCCAUCACAGUUUUGAGGUGAAGCACUACUCUCCACCUCCUACUGCCCCUGACUUCGCACAAGAGAACGCCGAGCCCACCCUGUUCCCUCCCAGUGUUAGUGAGGGGGCCCUGUUUGCCUGCUUCAGAGGUUCCAGAAUAGGCUUAUUGUCUUCCCCUCCUUCCCUCUGCUUAGGCCCUGGUGAAACCAUGGGUUGCAGUUCUGUUGGGGGCUGGGACCUGGGUAUACUCAUGGACCAAAAGAACUUACAGGUGGCAGGGCUCCAUGCCCUCUCACACCUCCCAUUGGAUGCUGGGGAAGCAGCAAUAAACCUCAGCCCUCUGGUCUCCUUUCCCCUCAAUUUGGGCUACAACUAUGAAGCCUGAAUUUUAUAACGUUAGAUUUCUGAUUAUUUAUUAUUUAUUUAAGUUCUGAGGCAGCUUAGCAGGACUGUGUGAAUGUGUCCAUUUAUGUAUAUGUGUGUGCGUGUGUGCGCCACGAGGUGGUGGUUUUACUAUACUCUCCUCAAAUAUAAGCCAAGGGAAUUUCAGUGGACACACACAACCCUGCCUCCCAUAGUACCUCACUGUAACCGUUGGGCCUGGGAGAGAGGAGCCCUAGGUCAGGCUGGAAUAAGAAGCCUGUGUUGUAGGGGGCCUGAGGGGCACCUAGCAAGGCCUAUCUGUCCUUCCUGUGAAGCCAAGGCCUCCUCUAGAGAAAGAGGCUCCACCCACUAGAGCAGGCUGGAAGCACACACUUGCUUCCAGAGGCCCCAAAGUCUGUCACAGGCUGGGGAGCAGGAGAGGGAGGGAACCCAGGGUCACAGACCAGCAAAUCAAAAGCACAAGGAGCUGGGGUGAGGCAGGAAGCAGGGGCCCUCCUGGCAACUCCUCUAAAAGUGGGGAGAGGUUGGGCAGUGAGAGACCCCUAAUGCAGGGACCAGAAACCUCAGUUUCCCCCCCUCACCCUUCCACACAACAGCCCCUGUAGGUGAAGCUGCCCCUGUCCCAUCCCACUCUGUGUGGCUGCUUUUGUUGGUACCCUUCUCCCACCCCCACUGUAGCUGUGAUGUGUUGUAGUUUUUAGCUGUUUGUAAAAUGUUUUAAAAAGUUAAAAGGAACAAAGUGAAAAUAACAA